This is a messenger RNA of Psilocybe cubensis, 3963 nucleotides long. RefSeq lists its product as uncharacterized. The transcript is spliced from 3 exons. The record is from RefSeq and is a predicted model, not a curated record. The coding region runs from base 1 to 3963 and encodes 1320 amino acids. NCBI's taxonomy places the organism in Eukaryota, Fungi, Basidiomycota, Agaricomycetes, Agaricales, Agrocybaceae. Gene Ontology annotation, cellular component: nucleus.
AUGAUAGCGCACUCACAGCCUAUCGCGCUGCCACAGCAGCACCCACACCACCACCACCACCACUCUUCGCAAUACACCCAGCAGAGCAACCACCCGCCAACGCAGGCAGGCGGAAGCAGUAGCAGCAGCGGCCUGCACGACUACGCGAUGAUGCAGGACGACGGCGCGGGCUCCGACUCGGGCACCUUCAACCCCGCCUCCUUCACCCGCCACUUCCUUGGCUCCCCCAUCUCCUGGCGCGCGGGCUCCUUCGGUAUGGGCAUGGGCGUUGGCAGUCUUGGCGGGAGUGGCAUGGCAUUCGGUAGUCUUGGAGCGGGAAACGGUGCCGGUGGUGUUGGCUCCUGGUCGAGUGGGAAUAGGUUCCCCGUUGGAUCGCCCACGGCCCAGUUGUUGAGCAGUAUCGAAAGCGGCAAGACGCCAGAGAGCGAUAGCAUUAUGAACGCGCUGAAUGUGUUUGAGCGCGAGGGCGAGCUGUGCCGAAACUACACUUGCUGCGGGCAGCAUCUGACGGACCUGCACGCGCUGCUGGAGCACUUUGAGGACGUGCACAUCGUCGUGCUCGACCCAACCUCCGCGCAGCCCCACGCGCACAUCCAAAUCCCAUUCAACCCCACUGUGCACGACUCCUCCCCCGUCCAACAGCACCAACAACAGCAGCAACAGCAACAAUUCCAGCAGCAACAACAACAGCAACAACAGUUCCAGCAACAGCAGAUGCACCAGCCGCAGAGUCAUUAUGCGCACGCCUCCUUUGAGCCGGAUGACAUGGACCUCGACAUCGAGCUCGAUGCUCCUCCUCCUCCGCCGCCUACAUCCGCGUCGUCCCUUUCCUCCCGCUCGUCCCCGUCGUCAUGUGCGACGACGCCCCCGGACACGCCUAUAUCGACGCCGCUCUCCGCGUACCCGUCGCCGCAUCCUUUCGCAGCAGGCGGGUUGCCUGGGGGGUUGCAGCAGCAGUUUGCAAGUGGAAAUGGAGGAAAUGCGUCGCCGUAUAUCACCGCGCCGUCGUCCCCUUCAUAUGAAGGCGGUUCGUCCUCGACCCGGCACAAUUCGCCUACGCACCAGAGCCAGCAGCAACAGCAAACACAACAACAGCAGACUCAGAAUCAAUCGCAGACGCAGCACCGUCCAAACCUCAACCUGAACCUCGCUCACGCUAACGCGUUCCUGCGCGCACCGAGCACGCACGGCGCAGGCGCGCAUAACACGUACCUCGCGCAUCCGGAAGAGGCGUUCAACCCGUACGCGCGCUUCGCGUCGGAUUAUUCGAGCUGUUUGCCGGGCGCGCAGUUUAAUGGUGCGACAGUGGAUGAGGCGAGUGUGGUUGUGAGUCCCCCGAGCGGGUAUGGGGGUGCGGGCGCGGGUGGUGCGGAUGGCGGUGCGGGUGGUACGUGGGAUGCGAGGAUGGGCGCGGGGAUGGGUAUGGGCGUUGGCGAGGGCACAGGAUGUGUUCCCCCCGCGCUGCUCUUCGCGAGCACGACGAGCGUGCCGGGCGAAAGCGGCACCAGCCCGUCAGAGCAACACGCGCACCCACAGCACCACCAGCGCAAACACCAGCAAAAUGCGGCGAAGCAUCAACAACACCAGCAGCACGCGGCUGGUCUCGGUGCCGGUGCAAGUGCGACUGCCCCGCCGACGCCGACGGCCGCGCGCUCUGCCGCCGCUGCGUCCUCUGGGCUUGGGCUCGGGCUGACGCUGAACACCGCGCUGGGCGGUGCGUCCGCGUCUACACCCGCGUCCGCCGUGCCCUCGCCGUCCUCUGCGAACCCGUCCGCCUCCGCCGCGAACGGCGGUGCGACGACGCCGUCGUCUGCGCGCGCGGCGUCCGGCCCGUCGUUGCUCCUGAGCAAACCAUUCAGAUGCCCGAAGCCGAAUUGUAAUAAGAGCUAUAAGCAGGCGAACGGGCUCAAGUAUCAUAUGACGCAUGGGAGCUGUAAUUUUGCGCCGCCGAAGGAUUUGGAGCAUGUGAAGGAUUUGUUGGAGAGGAAGAGGAGGGAGCGCGAGGGGCAGGGUGUUACUGUUGGUGGGCAGCCACAGCAGCAGGGGCAGCAGCAGCAGCAGCAGAGUGGGUUGACGCGCAGUGCGUCGUUGGGCAGUGCGCCUGUUGCGUCUACGUCCUCGUCCUCAUCGACUACAGCGACAGCGACGGGAACAGCACCGGUCCCCAUCGCAUCCUCAUCCGCCACUACACCCUCUACACCCACCACCCCGCUCUCGCCCACAUCCAUUCUCUCGCUCACAUACUCCGAUCUCUCCGCGAUCCCCGACGCUGAGCUGCGCGAGGUCGAGCGCGAGGCCGAGCGCCGCCUGCGCCCGUUCGCGUGCGGUGUAGGCGAGUGUCAGCGGCGGUAUAAGAAUAUGAACGGGUUGAGGUAUCAUUAUCAGCAUAGUGGGGAUCAUGGUGCGGUUGGACUUGCGUUGCUGGCGAGUGGACAGCAUGAGUGUUUGGGAGUGGGGAAGAGGGGCCAUGGGCAUGGGCAUGGGAAUCAGCAUCAGCAUCAGCACCUGCAUGGGCACGGGCACGGGCAGAGUGCGCACGGGGGCGUGGUUAGAACGAACUCGAGCGGUGCGGCGCUCGGAGGGGGGGGUGCGGGUGGUGUAGGGGGCAUGAGCGGGAUCAGCGCAGCGAUGAUGCGUGCUGCUGCUGCGGGUGGAAGCGCGAGUGUGCCGGUGAGCAGGGCGGGGAGUGUGAGUGUUGCGAGCAGCCGCGUGGGCACGCCGCAGCCUGUGCAGCCUGCGUCGGGUGCUACUACCUCUACGGCGUUUGGCCAUGGGCAUGGGCAUGUGGGUCUUGGGCUCGGGCUUGGGUUGGGUUUGGGGAUGUAUUCUAGUUCGAAUGUGAAUGCGGGGUCGGGGAAUGCGUCGAAUAGUACUUCCACGCAACAGCAGCAGCAACAGCAGCAGCAGCAAGGACAAGGACAAGGACAAGGGCAGUUGAAGACGACGGCGAUUACGCCGACGACAGCGCCGACGGUGCAUGCGCAGCCGUUCGUGGUACCCACCACUGGCUCGAGCGCCGCGAACGCGUCUGCGGCUUCUGCCAAUGCUAGUGCCAACUCUUCUUCCGCUGCCAAUACGACGGCGAACUCGACGACAGCGUCGCCUGGACACUCGCGGCACUCGAGCGGGGGCAGCGCAGCUGGCUCUGGCUCCGGGUCGGGUGCUGGGUCUCCGCAUCAGCAGGCUCAGGCGUCUCCUACCCAGCAGCAACAACAACAACAACAGCAGCAGCAGCAGUAUGCGGCGUAUACGCAUUAUGCGCAGCAGUACCAGCGGCAGUAUGCGCAAGCUCAGGCGCAGGCCCAUCAGCAGCAACAGCAGCAAGCCCAGCAACAGCAACAAGCCCAACAACAGGCUCAGCAACAGCAACAACAAGCCCAGCAACAGCAGGUACAAGACAUGGAAAUGGAGCUCGACAUGGACAUGGGCCCCGCUCCUCUUCCUCUUCCUCUAUCUACGCCUAUGGGUAUGGGUAUGUCUAUGCCAAUGGGCAUGGGUAUGGGUAUGCCUAUGGGUAUGUCGGGGACUGGGACUGGGACGGAGGCGAUGGCGAUGUCGCCGUUGCGCCGCGCGGGGUCUUCGUCGCCUCGGGGUGAUGCGCAGGCACAGGGACAGGGACAAGGGAGGGAUACGUUUGCGAUGAACAGUUUGAGUCUUGGGUUGGGGCUUAGCUCCGCCUCUGCCUCUGCCUCCUCCUCCUCCGGUGCUGGUGCUGGUGCCACGUCUGUGGCGACUGGUGGUGCAUCGUCUCCGUCUUCGCCUUCUGCUGAGGACGCCAACGCUAAUGCCAACGCCAAUUCGAGUGGCGGCUCUUCGCCUGUGAAUGGAAGUGCGAACCAGAGUGCAGGAGAUGGCCAGCAGCAGCAGUAUUAUCAGCUAGGUGGUGGUGCUGGCUCUAAUGCGGGUGCAGGUGGGAUGGAGUAUUAUACGUAUGGGCAUGGGCAUCAGGGUAUGGGACGGUGA